UUCACCUUUGGAUAUAUGUUCCUAGAUAGAUCCCAUAAAUCCAACAAACAUCAUGAAUGGGCCCCCUCAGUAACUCCCUUUCACACACAACUAUUUUCUAAAUCCACACCCCCUCCCUUUACACGACUUGUACAACUCCACAUUAAACUUGUACACUUCUCUGGCUCAAGCAACUUUACCUCUGGUAAAAGCAUAAAACCACAACCCCCUCGUAUACAAAUAAAACCAAAACACAAUCCCAUAAAACCCUCUUUCCACUUCCCACUUUUCCCACCAUGGAUUCCGGCCACAGUAGCAGCGGCGGCGACGGCAGCGCCACCGCCGGCGAUGUACACUUCAACCACAUCCCGAUUCUCCAACCGCCGCCGUCUAAUUUCUUCAAUCCGUCGUCGUUUCCACACCCCCCAAACCCUAACCCUAAUUCAAUCUACACUCUCAAUUACCCAAAUUCGAUCCACACAAACUCGAAUUUGAUACACGACCCGAAUCCAGUGGAUCAUUUGGUGGAUAAUGAUGAUCCGAACCCGAAUUUUGGACCGGAAACGUUAGGCGCAACGAAGAAAAACCCGAAAAAGCGUACACGAGCUUCGCGGCGAGCUCCAACCACCGUGAUGACCACCGACACGACUAAUUUCCGGCAAAUGGUUCAGGAGUUUACCGGAAUUCCAGCCGUGCCGUUUUCGUCCUCGGCUUAUUCGAACCGACGUGAUCUUUACGCCGGCUCGGCUGAGCCAAUGGCCGUACGGAUGCAGCAGCCAGUACGGCCAUCGGCUCACAAGAUUGUUCAGUUACAACCGUAUUUGAAUUCUGUUACUGCAAGUGGUAGUAAUUUUCAUUUGCCCCCUUCUGAAAGUCAUAUGUUUACAAAACAGCCCCUGAGUUUACAGAAUUUGCAAAAUCAGAUGUUUCCGUUUCAAUCGGUUUCUCAGCAAUUUGAUAACAAUAGUAUUAAUAAUAAUGAUCAGAGUUUGGAGCCUUUGAGUGGGUUUGUGGGUUCUUCAUCGGCGAAUUUGAAAAGAUGGAGGGGUGAAAGUGAGAAUUUGUUGAACUAUGAAGGGGUGAACGGGAAUUCUCAGAACGUCGUCGUUUCGUCAAGUGAUGGUGAGCAACAUCAGCUUGGAGGUAAUGAGGAUACGUGGUCGUUUUGAGUAUGUUAAUUUUAUUAUUAUUAUUUGAUAAUAAGAUUUUAUUAGUAAAAAAUCAUUUUUGUAAAUUUGUAGAAUUGUUGUAAUUUUGUUUACUACAUGAAGUAGUUGUACAUUUGGUAAUUGGGGAUAUAAAAUUGAAAUGUUGGUAAAA
Helianthus annuus (common sunflower) is the source of this 1299-nucleotide messenger RNA. RefSeq lists its product as uncharacterized. The record is from RefSeq and is a predicted model, not a curated record. The transcript has a single exon. NCBI's taxonomy places the organism in Eukaryota, Viridiplantae, Streptophyta, Magnoliopsida, Asterales, Asteraceae. Bases 276 to 1148 code for a protein of 290 amino acids.